Messenger RNA from Colletotrichum orchidophilum, 2028 nucleotides. RefSeq lists its product as uncharacterized. The coding region runs from base 1 to 2028 and encodes 675 amino acids. The record is from RefSeq and is a predicted model, not a curated record. The transcript has 3 exons. Lineage: Eukaryota; Fungi; Ascomycota; Sordariomycetes; Glomerellales; Glomerellaceae.
AUGGAAGAAGCCAUGGAUUACGCAUAUCACCAUCCGGAGCAGUCCCAGGGCCAGGCACAGAAUCCGUACACACAGCAGCGUCCACGAUGCCCCUAUUUCCACAACAGAGAAGGCCAGCAGCAACUCCCCGGCAUGCCACCGCACCGCUCAACGAUGCACUAUGACCCUGUUCACGCCUCAGCGAACUACUGGCAACCUCAAGGACAACUGCCGCCGUAUCAGUGGCAACCCCAGCCCCCGGUGAUGAACCACCGAGGACCUUCGGCGUCCCAGCACCGAUCUUCAAACUCAGCCUCUGAUGCUCCUUACUAUAACCAUGCGCCUGUUCCGAACUUUGGCAAUGUGGCUGGCGGCUACUCGGGUGCACCCCCAAAUGAGAUGGGAGGCCCUCCGACCAUGCAUCCAUCGUUCUCUCACACACAGCUCCCUCCAGUGAGAUUCGGUCCGUCAACGUCCAUGCCGGCAAACCAUCCACCAUCAGGCCAGCCAUUGUAUGCUGGUUCUGAGAGGUCUUUUGGUGGGCAGAAUGCCUCACCUCGUCACAGCGCCUUCAACACAGCGUCACACUCUAUGAAUGCGUUAACUCCUGCGGUUACGCAAACCGGCCCAGAUCGCCUCGCAGAGCCUCAAAAUCCUCCCCCGCUUGAGGCACCAGAAUCUACUGGUGGUGCAAGUCAAGCGCCACCUUCUGGAGCCAGCAUCCAAUUUGGAUCUGCUCCUCCUUCAGCUACUCCCCAUCGCAGCCAUACGACCUUUCUCAACCCCCCACGAGGACCUUACCGCUCUCCAUCAGGCGCCUCGUCUUCGGGAACCUCGAGCUCUUCAGGCAACUUGAGCCCAUCAACCCAUCCCCAUACAGAGCGACGCCGAGUCCCUACCAUUCGGCGCACAGUAUCUAGAAGACAAAGCCCGCCCUCCGAUAGUGACGUGGAUUCCGACAGAGGCCUCGAACAGCUCUUAACAAUGGCUGGAAACCCAACACAAAUGGCACGUCAUAUUAUGACUAUGGAAGAAGACCAUGUUCGGGCUGCUCAGUUCAUGCGUGGCUCUGUGACUACAAAAUACGUAGCAUCUUCAUCAGCUAUUCAAUCUCUCCAAAGUGUGCCGAUCACCGACUUGUCAGAGAGUGAAAGAACCUGCGUCAUUUGCUACAACGAAUUUGGUGUAGAAACCCCUGAAGGCGUCAAGGAGGCUCCACUCCGACUUCCCAAAUGCAAACAUGUGUUUGGUGACCACUGCAUCAAGAAGUGGUUUGAGGAGUCCGACAGUUGCCCUUAUUGCAGAGACAAGGUGCCGCACGAACCCAGAAUCACAUCCACCAACCCUACCUUCGACCGAUACUUCCGUAAUCGUGGCCAUGUGAAUCUCGGGGGCCUCGUGGGGGGAUAUGCUGGCUUCAUGAGAGAGAGGGACGCUCUUCUAGCACAGGAUGACGCAAAUCGCUCACAAGGAGCUGGAACCAGCCAUGGGGAACGCCGUUCCCCUCCAACAGACAGCGGUGAGAGUCGCCGUAGAAUUCGGCCUCGUACUGGUAUUCAAGGACCUGGGUCGCCAACAUUCAGCAGCCGGCCCAGGCCGGUAUCUAGUACGUACGAAAGUAGCCGGAGACCACACGGCGGCAUGGCCACUUUGCUUCCAGCCCGGGGAGCUUUUACAUCUAGCGCUUCCAGUCGUACGGGCCACAAUUCCACGUCACAUGUAUCCUUUGCUGGGGCCAGUAUGCCUCAGCAUCAGGCACCUGGCUUUGGAGGACCAGCAGAGGCUUCGAGUUCAUCUGCACAGACAAUUCCUGUCUACGCACCACCUCAUAGUCAGCAAGGCAUGUCAAGUGGCCUCGGCAUGCCUCAUGGACUCCAUGGCAGCGGAUAUUCAACCUCCACGAACCGAACCUCACUACCGGCGGCCCCCCCAGGCACUUGGAAUCAUGGAAACCCAGCAGCACCUGACGACAGUCAUCGGCGUAUGUUGAAUGGUGAUAAUAGCGGGCCGCCGCCGCUUCAGGCUAGCACACCAUGGGGACACGAGUAG